Messenger RNA from Condylura cristata (star-nosed mole), 1268 nucleotides. RefSeq names its product ribosome production factor 1 homolog (S. cerevisiae) (gene RPF1). Bases 34 to 1077 code for a protein of 347 amino acids. NCBI's taxonomy places the organism in Eukaryota, Metazoa, Chordata, Mammalia, Eulipotyphla, Talpidae. The transcript has 9 exons. The record is from RefSeq and is a predicted model, not a curated record. Gene Ontology annotation, molecular function: rRNA primary transcript binding. Gene Ontology annotation, biological process: maturation of LSU-rRNA; maturation of 5.8S rRNA. Gene Ontology annotation, cellular component: nucleolus; preribosome, large subunit precursor.
CUACUUCCGUUCCCUACCGAGGAAGCAAACAUCAUGGCUGGUGAUAAAAGUGGGGGCAGCGGUAAGAAAGGCCUGAAACGAAAAGUUGCUACUGAAGAACCUCAAGAGGCUGCAGUCGCUGAGGAUGGGACGACAGAAAGUGGGGUCCCACCCCCGAAAGCGACUGCCUUCCCUCCAGGCUUUAGCAUUUCGGAGAUUAAGAACAAACAGCGGCGACACUUAAUGUUCACGCGGUGGAAACAGCAGCAGAGAAAGGAAAAGUUGGCAGCUAAGAAAAAGCUUAAAAAAGAGAGAGAGGCUCUUGGUGAUAAGGCUCCACCAAAACCUAUACCCAAGACCAUUGACAACCAGCGAGUGCAUGAUGAAACCAUAGUAGACCCUAAUGAUGAAGAGGUUGCUUAUGAUGAAGCUACAGAUGAAUUUUCUUCUUACUUUAAUAGACAAACUUCUCCCAAGAUUCUCAUUACAACAUCUGAUAGACCUCAUGGGAGAACCGUGAGACUCUGUGAACAGCUCUCUACAGUUAUACCAAAUGCCCAUGUUUAUUACAGAAGAGGACUUGCUUUGAAAAAAAUUAUUCCACAGUGUAUCUCCCGAGAUUUUACAGAUCUAAUAGUUAUUAAUGAAGAUCGUAAAGUACCAAAUGGAUUAAUUUUGAGUCACUUGCCAAAUGGCCCAACAGCACAUUUUAAAAUGAGCAGUGUUCGUCUACGUAAGGAAAUUAAGAGAAGAGGUAAAGACCCCACAGAACAUAUUCCUGAAAUAAUUCUAAAUAAUUUUACAACAAGGCUGGGCCACUCUGUUGGACGUAUGUUUGCAUCCCUCUUUCCCCAUAAUCCUCAGUUUGUUGGAAGGCAGGUUGCCACAUUCCACAAUCAACGGGAUUAUAUCUUCUUCCGGUUUCAUAGAUACAUAUUCAAGAGUGAAAAGAAAGUGGGAAUUCAGGAACUCGGACCACGUUUUACCUUAAAGUUAAGAUCUCUUCAGAAAGGAACCUUCGAUUCUAAAUAUGGAGAAUAUGAGUGGGUCCAUAAGCCCCGAGAAAUGGACACAAGUAGAAGAAAAUUCCAUUUAUAAAAUACUAAGGGAAUAGUAUUGGAUUUUGCUAAACACCUAUCUUGAACUGGUGACAGACCAUUUUCAUAAGAACAUUUCCUAAUUUCUUAAAUCUUUUAUGUCUAGGCAAAUUACCAAAUGCCUGCCAUUGAGUUCCAUUUUUAUUAUUAUUUACAGCAAAUACAAAUAAAAGUCAUUUUGGUGUGAUUUUA